CGCAUGCCCCCUCUCUCUCCUUCACUCACUAUCUCCCUCUCCCUAACCCCACUGUCUCUCAAAUCUCCUUUUCUCACCCAACUAUAAAUCCCAUACAGACCCCCUCUUCUCUCUCUCACCUGUAGUCCCUCACACCCUCAAAAUCUUCCUCUCCUAUUUUCUCUGCUCCCUGCCUCUCUGUGUCUUUUUUUCUUUAGUUUCUAUUCAGUUUGUGUUCUUUCUUUCCUUGCUAUACUUCAUUAAUGGCUGUGUCUGGUUUUGAAGGCUUUGAGAAGCGCCUGGAGCUUCAUUUCUUUGGUGAUGAUCCUGUGGUCGACAAUAUGGGCCUUAGGCUUCUUGAUUUCGAGUCUUUAGUGAAAGUUUUAAAUGCUGUGCAAUGCACUGUGGUAUCUGCUGUUGGGAACCACUAUUUUGAUGCCUACGUGUUAUCAGAGUCAAGCCUCUUUGUCUACCCCACCAAGAUCAUCAUCAAGACAUGUGGGACCACCCAACUCCUCAAAUCCAUCGGUCCAUUGCUACACUAUGCUUGCAAUCUCGGCCUCACUUUGUGCUCCUGUAGGUACACCAGAGGCAGUUUUAUCUUCCCCAAGUCACAGCCCUUCCCUCACACCAGCUUCAAAGAAGAAGUCAUUUACCUUGAAGAGAAUCUCCCCUCCAAUCUUUGCUAUAGAAAAGCCUCUGUUAUGCCCUCUAAAAUGACUUCUCACUCUUGGCAUGUCUUUACUGCUAGUGACCAAACUCACAUAGUAUCCCAAAACGAUGAUCUCUACACUAUAGAGGUGUGCAUGACUGAGCUCGACCGCGUCAUGGCUCACAAGUUCUUUCAACCUCCCGGCGAUGGCAAGAAUGGUGAUAUAGCUGGGAAAGAGAUGACGAAACUUACCGGUAUAGGUGAUAUCAAUCCAGGAGCUAUCAUUUGUGAUUUUGCAUUCGACCCUUGUGGAUACUCCAUGAAUGGGAUUGAUAAUGAUCGUUACUCUACCAUUCAUGUCACUCCAGAGGAUGGUUACAGCUAUGCAAGUUUUGAGUGUGUUGGGUCCAUUUUCGACGAUAAUGAUGAUAUAGCUGAGGUUUUAAAGAAGGUGGUGCAGGUUUUCCGGCCGGCGACCAUGUCGGUGUCUACUACAUGCGCGAGCCACGAAGUUUGGACACGGGUUGCAAAUGCUGUGGAGCCGCUUGGAAUGAAAUGCAGAAGUUGCGCGGUGGAUGAGUUUCCAGAUAGCGGAAGUGUGGUGUUUCAAACGUUCACAGUUCGCCGGAAGUAAACCGGAAUAUACUGGGGGGAGGGUUAGGGGUUUAGAGUCGAGUAGGAAAAAAUUUUUGUUAGGGCGGGUGAUGAAUGGGAGCAAUUACGUGGAGAGAAGUGAUUGGUUAAUUGGGGAGGGGGGAGGGGGGGGAUGUUGGUGGUUGAUGAAUGUUGGGUUGACUUGUGUAGAAAGAUAAAAGUGGGGAGGAAUUAGAGAUGAGAGGAUGAUGUGGAUGCAUCAAAAAAGAUUGGGAGAGUGUGAGCAUUUGGAAUCUAUCAUGAUAAUGCACCCCACUUACGCUUGUCACGCCUAAGAUUUUUGAGCUUGUGUAGUGCUCUUGUUUAAUUUUCAGGUUUAUAUGAACUUUCGCUUUGUAUUAUUUUUCUUUUCUUUUUUUCUCCCUUCCUCAAUUUGUCUUUUAUAAAAUCCACACUCUUGGUUAAUUAUACCCUUUUUUAACCCUUAAUUCAGUAUUGUUUAUGUGCA
Hevea brasiliensis (rubber tree) is the source of this 1733-nucleotide messenger RNA. Its product is annotated as S-adenosylmethionine decarboxylase proenzyme 4. The transcript has a single exon. Gene Ontology annotation, cellular component: cytosol. Gene Ontology annotation, molecular function: adenosylmethionine decarboxylase activity. The coding region runs from base 243 to 1265 and encodes 340 amino acids. Lineage: Eukaryota; Viridiplantae; Streptophyta; Magnoliopsida; Malpighiales; Euphorbiaceae. Gene Ontology annotation, biological process: spermidine biosynthetic process; spermine biosynthetic process. The record is from RefSeq and is a predicted model, not a curated record.